AGUAGUAGCGGCACUCUGUGUGUUCACAUCAUGUAGACAACAGUUGAAGCAUGGCUUUGCCGCGGAGCGCGCCGUAAACAGCGGCUGACGCACUCCAACAGUCCGGAGAAAUUAAUCUGGAGAGUAAAAACGGGAUUAAAAGAAAAUUAUGGACGAAUCACAGAGGAUGGAAACACUGAUCAGCCUGCAAAAAGUCUCUGGUAUGGAGAAGAUGCUAACUGGGAGUAAAGGGAAUCGGUAUUCAUGCAGCCUGGUGGCUGUUUUCAGGUAACUGAGGUGUGUUUGGAAGUGUUGGGAUAAAUCCAGCUUUCUUACUAAAUCAUAUAGAAAACCAGAGGAAUCCUAGAAAACAAGGACAGAGCUGGACUCAGGAUAAACCAGUCGCUAGUUAAACCUUUCUAAAACCUCCUACAUGAGAAGAAGUUCUCCAAAUGAAGAAGAAGAAAACAUGGCAGCAGGUUGGGGGUCACAACUCUUACUACCCGAUUCAGAUUAAAUGAGCAUCGCCGUCAGUUACCAAACACGCAGACAUGACCCACAACCUCAGCUCCAGAAUCGACACGCCGACCAACAUCUCCCUGAGCGCCGCCGUCGCCGUCUCCGACUCGCUGGAGUACAAGACGAUCUCGGUGUUCCUGGUGCUGCUGGUGUGCUGCGUUGGCAUCGUGGGGAACAUCAUGGUGGUCCUCGUGGUCGUCACCACGCGCCACAUGAGGACGCCCACCAACUGCUACCUGGUGAGCCUGGCCAUAGCCGACCUGACGGUGCUGGUGGCGGCAGGGCUGCCCAACGUAUCCGACAGCCUGACGGGCACCUGGAUCUACGGGAACGUCGGGUGUCUGGGCAUCACCUACCUGCAGUACCUGGGGAUCAAUGUGUCCUCGUGCUCCAUCACUGCUUUCACCGUGGAGAGGUACAUUGCUAUCUGCCAUCCCAUCAAGGCUCAGACGGUGUGCACGGUGUCGCGUGCCAAACGGAUCAUAACCGGCGUCUGGAUCUUCACCUGCGUCUACUGCAUGCUGUGGUUCUUCUUGGUGGACAUUCAGGUCGGCCAGGACGGACAUGUGCAGUGUGGCUACCGAGUGAAACGGGAGCUCUACCUCCCCAUCUACCUCAUCGACUUCACCAUUUUCUACGUCAUCCCGCUGCUCCUCGCCAUCGUGCUGUACGGCCUGAUAGCGCGGGUGCUCUACCUCAGCCCUCUGCCGAGCCACACCGAAACCAGCGCCACCACGCUGCGAAGGAGCUGUCGCGAGACAUCGGAGGCUGCGAGGAUGGGCCGACAGGGCCGGCCGAAGACGGCGGUCUCCUCCAGGAAACAGGUGACGAAGAUGCUCGCCGUGGUGGUGAUCCUUUUCGCCCUGCUGUGGAUGCCCUACCGGACCUUGGUUCUGAUCAACUCCUUCGUGUCCACGCCCUACCUGGACUCCUGGUUCCUGCUGUUCUGUCGGACCUGCAUCUACGCCAACAGCGCCAUAAACCCCGUGAUUUACAACGCCAUGUCUCAGAAGUUUCGCUCCGCGUUUCGGGGGCUGUACAGCUGCCAGCGAGUGGACGGUAAUCAGCGGACGCUGUCCACCGCCCAGACCUGCUUUGGUACCGUUCGAGACCCGCGGCCUGCCCUGCAGAACAGCAACCAAGGCAAUGAAAAGGAGACGCGGGCCGUCCUGGAGCCUUCCUCGGAUUCGACGUCGAAGCUCCACAGGAGCGAACAUCAGGAGACGGCGGCGGUGAACGGGAUGACGGCCGAUCAUCGGCCCGACGGCGGCCAUCAGGACUUCAGAAGAGAACCAGGAGAAACGCUGCAGGGAGGCGGUCAGGAAUUAGAUCAGUCAGUUAACAAAACACUUGGUUCUGCAGACAGAACCAGUAAAUAAUGUAGAUUCCACAUUAUCAUGCUGUACCAUAUGGAUAUACUCAUCUUUAAAUACCCACCGUAUAUAUAUAGGCCUAUAUGUACAAUUUUAAGAGGGUGCAGAUUUUUUUUAUUUAGCUGUAUUUAAUAACACUCAAAAAAAUAUAUGUUACAAUAGUACGGAAGACAAUUAUGGCCGCUGGGAGAUAAAACAACAACUUUUUUUUGAUCAGUAUUCUGACUUUAAUCUGAUCAAAAGUCAAAGUUCUGAGAUUAAAUUCAGUAUUGUGAGAAAGAAAAGCAAAAUUCUGAGAAAGAAUUUUAAAAAUUUGAGAUAAAAAUUUUUAAUUCUCAGAUUUAAGUCAGGAUUCUGAGAGAAAAUUCAAAAUUCUGAGAAAAAAAAAAAUCAAAAAUUUUGAUAUAAAAGUCAGAAUUCUGACCAAAAAAAGUAAGAAUUCUGGGUUUAAAAACAGAAUAAGGGGAUUAAAAUCAGAAUUCUGAGGAGAAAAUUCUGAAUUCUGAGAUUCAAGUCAGAAUUUUCUUUUUCAUUGGCCCUAAUCUUCUUCCGUACAAUAGGCUAGUAAAAGCCAAACUUAGAUUUCUGUAUUGAAGCUUUAUUUUUAAAAGAAACAAUAUCUGCAGGAAAAUGCGUUUCAUGACUCCGGACAAGUUGUCUGCGAAGCUUUCAUUGAGCAAUUAUUGGGUGAUUAUUAAGGUCAUUCUGAGACCCAUUAACAGUUUAGAUGAGUAAAUAACGUCUGAAGGACUAGAAGUUGUUCAACACCAGCAGCAGGAUGAUGAUUUUUCCUUCACUUCCUCAAGUGAAGCAAGAUAUUUAUCUGGAAUGUGAGGAGAAGAAUUACCAGAAAUCUUAAUGUCAGAGUCACGUUGCAUUGAUUUUAUUUAUUUAUCUUUUGCUACUUAUCCCUAAAAAGAUGUACUAUAAUGUAUUUAUGCAGAGGUAUUUUCUCCUAGAGAAAAAUAAACACUAUAAAAAAGACUCCAAUAGCUGAUUUAAACCUCCACAUCUUGUGAAAAAGCAUCUUCUGAAAGGUUGGAGUUUAUAUGUUCUGUGUUGUAAAAAGAAACAAGCUGUGUCUGUGUUGGUGGUAAAUUACAACCUUCUGAAUUUUAUUGGUUUAAUUUGUGCAGCUCUUGAAAGCUUCCGUCUUCAGACUGCAAAAAGGCUUUAUGGAGCUAAACUGGUACCAUAAAGUUCAAAAUAAUAACAAAAACAUUUAAACAAGAAAAAAAUUUGAUUUUAAACUGAAAAAAAAAAAAAUCUAUGAAAUGACAAACAUUGGUUCCAUUAAUUUCUUGAGGCGGACUUGCCGCGUCCAAAAUGGUGGAACUGCAAACGUGUCAGUCCGUUUCUCUAAGGCAGGAUCGUUUUCCAGUAUAAAAGCACCUCUUAAAUGAUUGAUUUGGUCACUUUUUUCAGUGGUGAGCUAUGCUAAUUAAGAAGUUAGUAGCGCUAACCCUAAAGCAGUAAUCAUGAACAUUAGCCAUGCUAACGCUAAAGUACUGACUUCAAAUCCAGUUAUAUCUGCCCUUUAAUAUGAUUUUGACAUUAUAAUUUACUAUAAUGUUCUUAUGUAUUGUAUUUAUGUUUAGAUCUUGUUCUCUACUGUCCGUUUUUAUUUUGUUCCCUAUAUAUUUGUUGUCUAAAAUGAAGUUAUUAGGGAAGAAAAGAUAGAGAACUUGAAAAAGAGGAAAUGGAACUUCAUCCCCUUCAAAAUAAGAGCAUGAGUAUAAACAACUUUAUUUAACUGGAAGUUUACAAAACAGCCAAGUAAAUUAGCGCUUUAGAAUUAAAGUUAGGGGAGUUAUGUGCCCUAAACAUUUUCGAAGUUAGCAAAAAUGCUAAAGUGCUAAAUGAACAAUUAGCUCUGCUAUUAGCACACUGGAGGAAGUGUGUCCACCUCUGUAAUUUUUUUUAAUAUAUUUGUCUUUUACUUUACGUUAUUCACCUCCUAGUGAAAGUUUAAAAUAGAACAACUUAACUUAAUUAACUUUGUACAGAAAAAAAAAUACAUAUAAAUGUUUACUGACCUUAAACAGAUUAAAUGCAUCCUAAUGUUUUUCAGUGUUUUCACCAUCUUUUUGAGUGGAAAGAAAAAUAUAUAUUUUUUUCUGCAAAUGGUUGAAAAUACAGUUUCUAGGGACUUGCGUGGAAGCAAAUAAUGUAAAUAAAUAUUAAAUUUUAAAUAUUUAAAGUGCAAAGGCAGUUGUAUGUGUUGCAGUGAAGAAUGCCAAAGCAAAAGCACUAAAACACACUUUGCUAUUUUGUUUUAUUAAUAUUUCUCUGUUUGCAUCAGGAUUUUUUGCUGCUUAUUCCAAAAACUACACUAUGAAAUCUGCAAAAAACAAACCCUGAUAACCUAAGUUUAGUAACUUUCUCAGAUUACAUUACGAUAUCUUUAUCAUUUUGUUAUAAAACGUCUUAAACAUUCUUAAAGUUUAUUUCUUAUAUUAAGUAUUAUGUUGCAGUGAAACAGUUUUUGAUUGGAUAAAUAUUUAAGAGUAUUAUUUGCUUCCAUAGUCGUGUCCCAUCAGUCAGCGUUCCCUUUAAUAGUCGACGUCCAUCACCUCGUCUCCCAGCAGACUUAUACUUUUUUUAAUGUGCAUAUUUUAACGUGUGCAGAGAUAUUUCCUUUCUGCCGUCAUAUUUGGUGUCUCUGACCUUUUUCCUCCUAAUAUUCAGUCACUUUAAAAACCUUGUUACCUUUUUUGAAGGUAAAAAUGCUGUAAAUAUGGACGUGUACAUAGAUUCAAAGCUGGAAAUUAGAGACUUUCUUUAGCAACUUACAUUUAUUAGUGUAAAUAAUAUACAGUGAUGUUUAUAUUUAAUUAUCUGAAUGACUGCAUGUCCACUGACCCUACUGGUGAAGUUUACAGAUUAGUAAUAGUCUGUGUGUGUUUGUAUAUGUUCAUCCUCCCAAAUAUUUGCCUUACUACAGCUAAGAAAUAAUAAUAAUACAGAUUUAUAUAUUUAGUUGCAUGAUAGAGUGUAUAAAAUCAACUUUCCAUCAACAGUAAUGAUUUUUAAAUAUCUCAAACAUUCUCAAUUAAUGUCGAUAAAGCUGCAUAAAUUAUCUCAAAUGUUUACAAUUUGAGUUUUAGCCUGAAAAAUGUGCAUGAAAACUAUUAGCUAAACUAAAUUGAAUAUAAAGGUGCAUUCAGAAAACAAUAAAACAGAAAGUAAAAGAAUAAUAGUAGAAUAAUGUUGAAUUUGAAACAAAAAUACCUGAUUACUUUUAAUUUAUGAUUGAAAAUCUGGGCAUUUAUAUAGGUUGGUUUGGAUAUUUUUUCUUUUUACCUUAAUAAAUAAAAUAAGCUUUCUGGGUUUCCUCAGGUUAUCUUUGUGUGAUAUUAACAUUAUAAUUAAUCAUUUUAAACAUUUAGGUGUGAAAGAAACUCAAAAAGUUCACAGAUUUGUACAUUUCCUUGGUAUUUUAUCACAUUCCCAUUAUAUCCAAUUCUUAUCAUGGAGAUGUUCCUGUUUAUUGAAUUGACAAGAAGUAGUACAAUUAAAAAUAAUGGAAAUGAGCUCAAGAUGUAAUUACUGAUCAUAUAAUUUAGUGAAGUGUGGUGGUCUAACAGAUGAACUACUUUAUCUUUCAGUUUUUCAGGUACAGAAAUCGUUCCUUUGGGGCUUUUACGCACCACCAGAGAACAUGUAAGGGAAAAUGGCAGUUCCAAAAUAAAAGUGUAAAAAUGCUUCCAAUAACGUUAUUGUUAUUAGUUGGGGUAUUGAAUUGUUUUUGAGAAUUAAAAAAUAAAACGAUUCAAUAAAAAUACUAUUUUCGGAUAUGUAGCAUGUAAUAUUUCAAAUAAGUUAUCAUUGUACUUGUGUAAAUUAAGAAGUAUACUGUUUCAAUUUUUUCCAAUUUAUUUCCCAAAUCGUGUUUGUGUUUUGUUUAACUAUUUAGGUUCUGAUUAUUUUUAUGUUUUUGCUUCAUUUUGAAAUCAUAAAAAUUAUUUUCCAAAACAUCCCUCAAAUCUACAAGCAGCACUUUGACCGUUUUAAAUGAGCUGCUAAUGCUUGAUUUUUUAAUUCAUUUGUGUGAAAACUGAUUUUAUUAUUUUCACUAAACGAUUUCCUUAAAAUACUUGCUCAUGUUUAUGUCUUUAAAAUGAAAAAGCUCUGUUACAUGGCCAACAUAUUUACAAAAACUGUCCUCACUGUAAGUUAAGCUGCUCAUGCAUUAAACCUUAGCAUUGUUAGCUUCGGCUUACAGAUAGUUUGGCAUAGUUUGUAAUAGCACUGUUAGGACUAGCCGUUAGCUUGAUUUGUUUUAUUGGCACAGUUUGGCCCAAUAAAGCAGCAUCUUCGUUGUCAUGGCAACCAUUAGCAUUAUCUACUACAUGUCAUACUGUCACUGUUGGUACAGUUUUUGUUAGCACUUUUAGCUUUAGUGGUUAGCUUGCUUUGUUGUAUUGGCACAGUUUGUGUUAGCACUGUUAGCAUUGGCGGAUAGCUUCAUUUGUUUAAUUUUUUUCUUUAAGCUUUGUUUCUUGCCUGACUGAUAUUUUGAUUUCUAAAUGAAGCAGAAAUAUUUUUAAAAAAUUGACAAAUGCAGCUGAUCUAAAGGGAUGAAUAUGUUUGGGGAAAUAAAAAAAAAAUAGAAUAAUGGGAGUACCUUCAGAAAUAUAGCAAAAUAUUGAAUGGUACAGUAAAUUACCUCAAGAAAAAAGUAUUGUUAAUUAGAGCUACCAACAUUAAUUUGUUAAUUAGUGAAUACAUGAACUUAUGCAGACACAUUUUUAGUAUAUUUUUAUGUUCUUACAGUUUCAGUCUUUCAUAAAUUGCCUCAGCCUGAAAAAUAAAGCAUUUGCUUCUCUUUGGGACCAUUCCUCCACCUUCAUUUCUUCCUGUGUUUUUAACUUGUAAUGUGUUCUCUGAUACUUUACUUGAUGUAAAUUUAAAAGGAUUAUUUGGUGUAAUGUGUGUGAACUUGUGCUGAUGUGUGCGGACUGUUUAAAGGGGGAUUUUUAUAAAUAAGCUGAGACAUAAAAAAGAAAUAACAUAAGCCUGAUGUUUGCAUGAAACAGCCACAGAAAGAGCAGGAAAAUGAGAAGAUUUAAUGAUAUAUAAAGUGUUAAAUCAGCCAAGUGAUUCAGUGCUGGAAAUCCACGCUGUAUUGGAUAUUAUAUGUUCUGUUUCUGUAUAAUUAGAGUGUGGAUUGGCCGGUGGCAGCAGUGUAAAACUCCCCUUGAUGUGGCUGCAUUUGUGUGGAUGUUUGAAUGUAAUUCUGUAAUUAUUUGGCCCUGGAGAGCUGCUGGUUUGUUGUGUUCUUGAAUGUGCUGUAAUCACAGAUUCCUUUAAAGUGCUUUUGGUUUUUAAAAGUGUUGUCUUCAUUGUUGAUGUAAGAAAAUGUUUGAUUGUGUGAAGAAAAUUGCAGCGUGCUCUGCUCUGUGGUGCAGUACAGUGGCUUUCGUUCGGCAUCUUUACAAAAGGUAUUUAAUUUAUUUUUAAAUGUUUCUUAGUGUUUGUGGUGCAGCAUUAUUUUUAGCCAUGUAAAAAUGAGACAAAAUCCAUGAAAGAUUGAGUUCUUUAUAAAUAAAUGUUUGCAUACUGCA
Messenger RNA from Xiphophorus hellerii (green swordtail), 7438 nucleotides. RefSeq names its product thyrotropin releasing hormone receptor 2 (gene trhr2). Bases 531 to 1877 code for a protein of 448 amino acids. The transcript is spliced from 6 exons. Gene Ontology annotation, molecular function: thyrotropin-releasing hormone receptor activity. Gene Ontology annotation, cellular component: membrane. Gene Ontology annotation, biological process: phospholipase C-activating G protein-coupled receptor signaling pathway. The record is from RefSeq and is a predicted model, not a curated record. Lineage: Eukaryota; Metazoa; Chordata; Actinopteri; Cyprinodontiformes; Poeciliidae.